Messenger RNA from Candida albicans SC5314, 1230 nucleotides. RefSeq lists its product as uncharacterized. NCBI's taxonomy places the organism in Eukaryota, Fungi, Ascomycota, Pichiomycetes, Serinales, Debaryomycetaceae. The record is from RefSeq and is a predicted model, not a curated record. The transcript has a single exon. Bases 1 to 1230 code for a protein of 409 amino acids.
AUGGAAACAAAGAACAAUUGGUAUACCUAUGGUUCCAAUUACACCACAAAUAACAUCACUUACGACUUGGCUUCAAUUUCACCGAAAAAGUCCUUAGAAUGUGAAUUGACAAUUGAAUUUCUUAAAAUAAUCUACAUCAUUGAUGAGGCACCCUACAAGUCAUGGCAAAAAACAAUCGAUUCCUGUCAAACGAUCCAUAAAUCGUUCGAACGAAUAUCAGAAAUACUCAUAAAGCAACCAAAUCUAGAAAGUAACGUAACGAAUUUCUUGAAAAACAAUCGACUCAAGUACAUUCUUGAAAAUGUUAUACUUGAGAGUUUAAAGUCACAAAUUUCGAAAUGGGAUAUAUUAGUCCACAUUAAUAAUUUGUAUCCGGUAUCUUUACUUAUCGAAGCAGUUUAUGACUGGUCAAACAUUUAUUUGGUUAAUAUUGAUGAAGAAUUAUCACUAGUUCUAUUAUGUACAUUUCAAGUGUACAGAAAUAUUGAAGAUGAAACACAUGAACUUGACGUUAUGAUUAAGGAGAUGAAGCAACGACACAGUUACCCAGAAAUACGAGCAAGAAAUGUUAACAAUCUCAUUCUAUUAAUUUUAAGUAAAAUGAAACCAACAUUGGUUUUCUUUGAACUUAUCAAACAACUGAUAUUGUAUGCGAAAACAGAAUGUGAGAUUAGACACUUAAUUCAAGAUUUUGCAACUCUAUUGGAGAAUUUAAAACAAACUACUAAUCAAGAAAACAACAAUGAAUUAACAAAAAUAAAACUAUUAAUUCAAGAAAUUAUUAUUAUUAUCCUAAAAUCGUCUUACGAAAAGAUAAAUUGGAAUUGCUUUCAGCAAGCUCAAUCAGAUUAUGAGAGUAUUUUCCAAACUUUACUGACUGCCUAUCAAUCCCAACUUGCUAGUUCUACAAUGGUUCAAAAUUCAGAUAUACAGCUAUUUAUUGACGACUAUAAUAAUGAUCCUAAUCCAAGUUUAAAUAGAGAAAACGCAGCAGAAUGGAUUAAUAAUGUAUUUUGCAAUUCAGAAAAUCUCGAAGAAGAUGAUGAUUACUUUGAGCCCGAAUUCGAAUUACCAAAAAUGAUAGCAGAAGGCAGCAACACAUCGAUAAGACCUCACAAAAGAUCAUUAACUGAACCCAUUAAACGCUUAAUACUGAAGAGAACUCCAAAAGACAAGUCAAAAUGGCAUUUCUGGAGAUUUGCAAAUAAAAAAAGACUCUCAAACAGCUAG